GUCGACGCACCUGCGUCCGCGGAGGCCCGCACGUUAUUCAAACCUCGCUUUGUGUCGCAUGCCAAAUUAGACCGCUUGCCACAGUAGAGGCAGCCCGAACCGACGCGCAGCGCUGCCAGAGGGCACCCGCAGUGGAGCGCGACCAAAGCGCCGUGAAGCGGCAGCAUCAUGGCCGCCCCUUCAUUGCCCGUCUCCGCGGCGGCCUUGCGGCGCGCGGACCUCCUCUUCAAGAAGGGCGACCAGGCCUCGGCGCCGCGCGAGGCCGCCUACGCCUUGUUGUGUGAUGAGGGCGGCACCUUCGACGGCGGCGCGCUGCUCAAGAAGUGCCUCGCGGCCGUCGCGCAGAACCCGUACGGCGCGCUGGGGUUAACCACGGACGCGACGGACGCGCAGAUCAAGAAGGCUUAUAGAAAACUAGCUCUCAAGCUCCACCCGGACAAGAAUCCCAAGACGACGCCCCUGUUUCAAGCCGUCAAGACAGCCUACGACGCGCUGCAAGAUCACACGGGCAAGAUCAAGGCAAAAAGAGCGUAUGAGUCCGCGGAACGCGAAAGAAAUAGUCGUCGCCGGGAAUACGCGACGAUGCGCGAUUUUGAGCGGAAGACGCGGGGCCGGGCCUACCAGUACGGCGGGAAUCCGGCGUGGGGCUGCGGCUACGGUGCGCGGCCGAAGCCGCGCUACCAAAGAGGCCCGACGGCGUCGGAGCGAUAUGAGGAGAUAAGGAGGGCCGAGGCCCGACGGGCGGAGCUGCAACGCGCGCGCGAGCGAGCCGCGGCGGUUGAACGCGCGCGCAAGCUCCGGGAGAGGCAGCGGGAAUUGCAGAGGCAGCGGGAGCGGCGACAGGCGGAGGCGAGAGCUCGAGGUCAUUGUAGGAGGCCCUCGGCGGCGGAACGCCAACGGGAACGCGACGAAGCCAUAAGACGGGGCGCGCGCUUGGCCGCCGAACGCGAGCGCAAGAAGCGCGAGCAGAAGGAGCGCGAGGAACGGGAACGGCAGGAACGCAUGGCGGAAGAACAGCGGAAGCGCGACGAGCAGGCCAAGGCGAAAAAACAUGCCUCGAUGUUCGACGACCUGAUGGCCGGCGCGCUCGCCGCGUUUUGAGGUUGCGGGGCCUUCACUUUGUCGAUGUGACUCGUGGCCAUCUCACAAUGACUUGAUGUCGCACGCAGGCAUGGCGGCAAAAAGACGCGCGGCGCAGAUGCGCGAGCAGCUGCGCAUGCCGCCGGCGCCCGUUGGGUUGCGGGUCACGGACGUGAAUGACGACAGCGUUGAAUUAGAAUGGUGCUCGGCCGAGGACCACCCGCCGAAGGGCUUCGACGUGCAAUGGAAAUUGUACCACCAGAUCCAGUGGGAGAGCGCGAACGUCAUGUUCCCGCGGUGCAAGAAGAAGAAUUUAGAAAGGGGCACGAGGUACUGCUUUCGCGUGCGCGUCGCGGCGCACGCGGCGAAGCCGGCGUCGAAUUGGAGCCGUAGUAUCGACGCGACGACGACGGAGCCCUUCACGAAGGCGCCCUCACCGGUGAAACGAAGGGAGUCGCCUAUCUUGAAGAGAGCCGCGUCGGAGUUCAUGAAGAACUUCCGGCGGAAGCCUUUUGGCGAUGCUUCGAACAAGCAGCCCGCGCCGCCCGCUGGCGCGCCGCAGAAGAAACCCCAAACAGCAAGGAAGCCGCCGUCGACGCGCCCCGGCGGCUGGUUCGAAUUACGAGAUGCGAACGGCCAGGCCUACUACUGGAACGCGCAAUCCGACGAAAGCCAGUGGGAGCCGCCGUCGAAGUGGUACCAGGAAAAGGACCCCACGUCUGGCGUCGCCUACUAUACGGACGGAAACCACUCGACGUGGCGCCGGCCCUCGGAUUAUGUGGAGGUCGCCAAGCCGUCGGGCGGCGACGCGCGCGACUUCGCGCGGCAGACGUUCCGCGCGCGCGCGCCCGUAAGUUAAUCUCGAUCGUUCAGUCA
Pelagomonas calceolata is the source of this 1956-nucleotide messenger RNA. The record is from the annotation of a GenBank genome assembly. NCBI's taxonomy places the organism in Eukaryota, Pelagophyceae, Pelagomonadales, Pelagomonadaceae.